Messenger RNA from Myripristis murdjan (pinecone soldierfish), 2000 nucleotides. It is a transcript of the gene mns1, whose product is annotated as meiosis-specific nuclear structural 1. Gene Ontology annotation, cellular component: motile cilium. Bases 159 to 1667 code for a protein of 502 amino acids. Gene Ontology annotation, biological process: cilium organization. NCBI's taxonomy places the organism in Eukaryota, Metazoa, Chordata, Actinopteri, Holocentriformes, Holocentridae. The record is from RefSeq and is a predicted model, not a curated record. The transcript is spliced from 10 exons.
AGACGCGGUGUUGCUAGGACGACAAAAACCAAAACAACCGCUUAAGUGUGCACCAAGUGUGUUUGCUCGGUAAAUGAAUGUGUGUAGAACAAGUGGCCUGGUCCAGAGAUAGUCACGAACACGACCAGAAAGCUGUAUAAAGAACUGCGCUUUCAAAUAUGGCUUCAGCGAGCCAGGGGCGAAGAUGGACACGCAGCCACCAACAAAAAGUCCUGGCUCAGCGCCAGCUCCAGGAGGAGCAGCGCCAGCAGCACAGCCAGCGGCUUGACCGGGAGAGGAGGGUGCAGGCCGGCCUCAUGAACGAGGAGAGGGCCGAGAGGAAGAAGUACCUCCGCAAGGUUCAGGACGAGCUCCAGGAAAGACAAAUUGAGAGCGCUCUGCUUAAGGCAGAAGAGGAGAGAAUCAACAGGCAAAAGCAACUUGAACAAGAGGAGAGAAACGCAAAAGUGCUGGCCCGCAUCGGCUACGAGAAGCAAAGAGAUGAAAAAAUGAGGCAAUACAUUAAAGAGAACAGCAUUGAGCUUCGAGAAUUGGAGGCAAAGCUCAAGUCUGCAUACCUGAACAGGGAGAGAGCGGCACAGAUUGCCGAGAAGCAGGCUAUGAGUUAUGAGACCAUGCGCGAGGAGGCAGAUUUUGCUCGCAAGAUGAAGAGCGAAUAUGAGCGAGCGGCCGUGCAGCAGCAGAAGCUGGAGGAGAAGCACCAGGAGGAGCUGCUGCAGUAUCAGAGGGACCUGGAGCAGCAGCUCGUGGAGAACGAGCGCAAGAGACAAGAAGCGUACGAGGAGUUCCUCAAGGAGAAGCUCAUGAUCGAUGAAAUCGUCCGGAAAAUCUACGAGGAGGAUCAGAUGGAGAGACAGCUGAGGCUGGAGAAGGUGAAAGCCACUCAACAGUAUAUUGAAGAGUUCAAGAGACAGCAGGCGGAGUGGAAACGCAUGGAGCACGAGAAGACUGAGGCUGAGAACAGACGCAUCAUGGAGUUUGCAAACCACCAGCAGCAGAUGGAGGAGAGCAGACUGACCAAGAUCAGAGAGAGAGAGCAAGUAAAAGAACAACUUUACAAAACGCUCACUGAAAAGAUGGAAAGGGAGAAGCAACAGCGUGAAGAGAUGGAGCGAGUCCGAGAGGAACUCUGUCUGGAGGAACAAGCAGAAGCUGACAGGCGGAAAGAAAUUGAAGAGAUGGAGAAGAAAAUCAGACAGAGGCUGAUGCUGCAGCAGACCUGUCAGGAGCAAAUGGAAUUCAGAGCGAUGAAGAAGCAGGCGGAGAAAGACGAAGACGAGGCUUUCAGCCAAAUGAUGAUGGCCAAGUUUGCAGAGGACGAUCGCAUAGAGCAGAUGAAUGCCCAGAAACGACGCAUGAAGCAACUCGAGCACAGACGGGCGGUGGAGAAACUAAUAGAGGACAGAAAACGGCAGCGCGAUGCCGACAUGGAACUCGAGGCUAAAGAGAGAGCAAUUGAGCAGGAGAGGGAGGUGUUGCGGAGGCAGAUCAUCGAGGAGGAGAGGCAACGACUUCUUAAACAUCACGCAACUAAACUCCUUGGGUAUUUUCCUAAGGGUUUGCUGCGAGAAGAUGACCUUCAGCACUUUGAUGAAGAUUUCCAAAGCAACUUUCGGAGACGUCAGCCAGAUAUCUUCUCUGAUGAAUCCUGGGAGGGCGAUGAAUAACUUUGAUUUUCAAUUUUUUUAUGCUAUAACACUACUUAGUUAAUUCUCUGGGCUGGCUUGGGAGGACAUCCACUAUGGCCGUCCACCUCACUCUAUGCCACUAGAUGGCAGCCUAAUCAUAAGGGGGGGAAAUAAGUUUCAAUUUUUAGUGACAACAAAAACCCUGAUGCUCUGUAUCUCAAUAUUUUAGCCCAUGUUGCAGUGGCAUAUAUAGUAACAAAAACAUAAUUAACUUGUUUUAUUAAAAAAUGUCUUUAUUUAGAUAAGAUAGGCCAGGCAUUGUGAUUGAAAAAUGAUUCCAAAGCAUUUCUAAAAUAAAAUUCACAAACAAUA